Ostrea edulis (European flat oyster) is the source of this 1982-nucleotide messenger RNA. RefSeq lists its product as uncharacterized. The transcript has 4 exons. Lineage: Eukaryota; Metazoa; Mollusca; Bivalvia; Ostreida; Ostreidae. The record is from RefSeq and is a predicted model, not a curated record. The coding region runs from base 73 to 1887 and encodes 604 amino acids.
AAGAACACGUGUUUUCAAAUUGAAAGUAGCUGUAUGACAGUAGUCGAAUAGAUAGUAUGAUGCCUUUGUAUCAUGCAUGAAAUUGAAGAAGAAUUUUUGGAUUUCCUUAAGUACUGGAAAUUGCAAAACAAUCGGAUGAAUAAAAAAGAUAAAUUGAAAUGCAUUAACAGUGCUGGUAAACAAUGCAAACUCGCAAAGAAGUUUGAAACGUCAGCCAGUUUUGGAAGUCAGAGUCAGAUUGUGUAUGUUAUGAAAGAGGCACUCUUAGACGAUGACCCUUUCAUACGUUAUUCAGCUGCCAGGACUUUGGGAGAUGCCAUAAAUCAGUUUGAAGAUACAGAUUUUGUUCCAUUGUUCAGCGACAUGAUCUCAUCGAUGUUCAAUAUUCAGUAUGAAUAUAGAGUGAGCCUCCUUGAUUUUUUGGGACACCAGUUAACUCAGACAGUGGUUGAAAAGAACUGGCUGCAGCUUGUGACAGUGAUGGGAAAGCAAUGGAUGCGGUUAUGUGAAGUAUGUCUCAUGGACUCUCUUAUAGUCCCUGGACGUGAAGAUUCUUCUUUUCUUACCAAGAAGACAUCGGACAAGGUUGUCAUGCACUGUCAAUUUCUUCAGCUUUGGAAAAGAAUCAUUAAAAGAUGUGCCAACAGCAAACAAGAAAAUCUUAUUGAAUUCUUGAAACCGGUUUUGAACUUGAUAUCUAAGAUAAAACCCAAGAUUCUUGAAAAUAAGAUGACAUUUAGAGCUGUGUUGAAAUUAAUUUAUACUGUGGUAAGAAACAUAGGUGUUAUUUCAGAAUUUGGGACUGAAUUGAAGGAUCUAAGUGUUCAACUUGGAAAAGCCUUUGUGGGCUGCUUCUCUCCAGAAUGGUUUGAAGAAUUUUCAUGUGACUUUAAAGAUGGAUUUGGAGGAGAGUUAACAGUAAAUUCAAACAAUCAACAGGGCUAUUCAAUCCUCAGAACAGUGGCAAAUAUCUGCAUCAAACUUGUCUCAGUUAUACCAAAGCUAGGUUUGGAUCCAACCAAUGAUAAUUUGUCAUCAGUUUUUGAAACAUUAACGUCACUGGAUACUUGGAUGGGUAGAACUAUUGCUCUGAGUUCCUUUUUGUGGGUUCCUCGUGUUUACUCCGAGCAAGAUGAUGGAUGGAUCAAUAUUUUGAUGACUCUUUUGGAGAUAUACAUGGAAGGAAAAGCCAGGUCACAAAAUCAGAAAGAUUUUGGUUCUACUCAGGACGCAUUGAAUAAAAUACAACCUCACCAGCAAUUCUUACUGUUUUUGGACAACACAGGAUUCGAUGACACCCUGAUUGUGGAUCUCCUGGUCUCCCCAGAGACAUGUUUUCUGUCUUAUUUUACUCAAUACCUCAGGGUAGUCUUCUCUGAAUGGACAGAAUUUGUUAACACACAUUCUGAAUACAGGUCAGCCACUUCAUUGAAGGUUAGAAAUGAAUCAAAGGAAAGCUUAAACAUAGAAAAGGAAUUAAACUCCGAUGAAGAAAAGACAUCCGCAUCUGUGAAUGAAAUACAUUCUGAUUUGGAAUCCAAUAUGUCCCAUGGGUUGUCAUUGUUACAACAGUAUGAUGAUGAUGAAGAUGAGGAGGACGAUGAGCAGGAAGAAGAGGAGGAGUUAUUAGAAGAUAGCACAAAAAAAUCAGAUUGUGACAAGGAUUAUCAAAAUAAAGAUUCAGAACUUAUAAAAGACAAAAUUAAUCAUUCAAAAAGUUGUGAUUUGCCACUAGAUAAUGUCAGCAUGUGUUUGGAUCAAACAAUGGCUGUAUUGAUCAGGGUUAGAUUGAAGAUGGAGAAAUACAAAGACUCUAGUAUCAUUCAAUACAAUCCUACAGUUUUGAUUCAUUUGAUAGAGAAAGUAGAAGAACUGUAUGAACAGUAAAUGUAUUAAAACAUGCACUAUAGUUAGCAAAGAAAUUCCAAAUCCUGUUUAGCCUUUGUUGAUGUCUUAUGUAUGUGUAUAAUACUUAUUUAAAA